CGGGAAAUCCCGCGGUUGCCUUGACGACGGCUGAAGUGGUAGGAGAAGCUGGCGAGCGCCUAGGUCGCGCGAGCCGGGAGCAUGAGAACCUGGUGUCUCUGUCAGAUCUGUACCUGCGGGCGGCACCAUUGUCCACAUGGAACCACGCGAAUUUAUGAAAAUUCUGGCGUAUCUUGCCCCACAACUGAAUAUUUGGAAAAAUAUCCUAUGCAUGGCAAUAUUCUUCCACCUCAAAGUCUUAAACCCAAGCAAGAAUUCCGCGCAUGCCGAGAGAAAAUGGAAGGAAUAACUACAUUUAAAUCGGAUUAUCGUCCAUAUGAAGUAGUCAAACAGCCUUGCCGUGUACCAGAAGAAUAUAAACCCAAACAAGGGAAGAUUGAUCUUGGUACCACCUAUAAACGGGAUUUUAAAUCUUAUAAAGUGCAGCCUGUGGCAAUAGUCCAGCCUUUGGAGAGAAAACAAGUUAUAAAAGGAAAGUUGGACACUGUCCCAACCUAUAAAGAUGAUUAUAGAGCUUGGGACAUUCAGAAAAGUGAGCUUUAUAAACCAGAACACGCUUAUCAUCCCCCUACCGUGAAAUUCGGAAAUGCCACCACAUUUCAGGAUGACUACGUUCCCCAGGAGCUAAAGCCAAGGCGAAGCUGUAAACCGUCCCCUGUGCCCAAACGGUCCACCGUCCCUUUCAAUGGCGAGACCAGUCACCGCCUUGACUAUGUACCGCAUGAGCUAGAAUUCAAGCUUGCAAGGCCGAGAGAAGUUUACAAACCAACUGACCGGCCCUUUGAGGACCUCACAACUCAUCGGUGUGACUUUCAGGGUCUUGCUGGUGACAUGGCAAAAAUCUGCAAGCCCCCAUACACCAGAGUGACCCCGAACGCCCCCUUUGCAGGAAGCACGGAAUUCCGUGCAAGUUUUCAGGCCUGGGAAGUGCCAGCCCCUGGAGCGAAGAAGGCAGCAGAGCACGUGCCGCACCCAGGAAGCAUGCAGUCACACAGCACGAGCCACCUCGACUACGUUCCGUAUCCAGCCAGCCGUGCCGCUCCCAUCAGGCCAGGUGCUCCUAGGAGCAGCAGCCAUGUUCCCUUCCAAGGAAGAAGCACCACGAAGGAAGAUUUCCCAGCGUGGGAAAGCCGUCGUCCAGGCCUCGUGCAGCCGCAGCCGCAGAUCCCCGGCCCAUCUGGAAGAUUCGACGGCGUGAGCACCUUCAGAGCGCACUAUGUGCCACAUGAGCUGAUCCCCACAGCGAGCUGCAAACCUCCCACGGUUGCUCUUCAGAGCGCUGCUCCGUUUGAUGACGUGACCACGUACUCCAUAGAGUACACCCCAAAGAAACAGGAAGUCUGCCCAGCUAGCUGCCCCUCUCCUCCAGGUUACGUGUUUGAAACUACAGAUCCCCAAGGUCACAGACGCUUCCGCAGGAUCACACCUGCACUGAAGGCCUUCUGACCAGCAAAGUGUGCAAAAGGAAGCUACCUGGCAAGGUAUUGGUUUUCCAAAGGAACGCACUUUCUGUAUAGUGAAAAAAAAUUGUGAGAGAGAUGUGACACAUCAUCUUUUAGAUUUUUAAACGAGAAAAUUGUAAAAUGGAUUAUAGGAGAUCAAAAUCUUAAGAUUCAUUUUGUAUUGAUAAUUUAGCUAAGCUUAUACUUUAUAUUUCUGAAGUUUACAUGAUGUACCAUAGAAAUCAGCAAAUCUGUCAUCAUUUCUACUUCUGUUUACAAAUAUGGUUGUUCACAUCCCAGGUGCCUUCUAUCAAGCGUGUUAGGACUGUCUAGAGCGACGCUGAGAAUGACAGAGGGGUUCCCCUUCUGAGGCGAGAGGAUUCAUUUCCUGACACUUGGGGGCAGCUGAUCUGCAUGGCGCGCCCCAGCGCACUCUGGGUUGGUGAUGUCUGAGACUGCUGCGCUGCUUCUCACUGUGUGCAGUCACUAAGGAAAGACUGCGGUGGGAAUCCCAGCACCCGAGUUCAAAUUCUAAUGCUGUCUGCUUGUUUGUGCCACCUUCCGCGAGUGACUCGUGUCUGCAAGCCCCUGAGCCUUCAUUUGUAAAGGGAUAGCUCUUCUGCCUACCUUACACAAAUUCUGUUCUGAGCAUCAGAUCAUAGGAUGCAUUUUAAGUAAAUUUCAAGUAAAAGCACAAAGGUAAGGGAUUCUUUGUACCUGUUCUCUGCUCCACAAAUUGAGAUGAUUACCUACCCUCUUGAUAGUCACCAUCUGGCCUGCAACAAGGAUUGUUGGCUUUGAGUUUCUGAUUUGUAAUGGAUAUUUCUUUGUUUUAGAUUUAACAAUUUUAAUAUUUUCCAUACUUGCUUAAUAUGUAAAUGUUUCACAUAUUUAUGCAUACAUAUUGAAUGCUAAUGCACCGUUCAUCGGAAUACAAAGUAGUCCUACUGUGAUGGAAAACAGUCUGGCUAGUCCUCAACAAUCUAAAAAUAGAUCUUUACCAUAGUACCCAUCUAUUCCACUUUCGGGGAUUAUAUCGAAUGGAAGUAAAGUCAGCAGAGGAAAGAGAGCCCAGUAGUUCACGUUUGUUGCAGUACUGUUCACAAUAGCCAAGGUGCUGAGUCAGCCGCAGCGUGUGCUUCUGCGAGCAGUCUUGCCCUCUAAGCUUCGCAGGCACCCGAGAAGCUGCUGCAGAGAAUGGAGCACCUGGACUGGGGUACCCGCGUGGUUUGAACCCCAGUAUUUGCAGAACGGAAAGAGUAUUUGCUGGAGCAGUUUUCAGAAGGCUGGCGGCUCUUAAGAACUCCUCAAGAUGAUCUUAGGUAGUUACACACCCAAGUGCCAUGCACAGGUUCACUGCUCUGUAGCAGAAGCAGGCCCAGCAGGGGCCUAAGCACCUGGCUCACGUCUCUGGUGUAGAGAUGAGUGCUCAGAAGGGAGUGAAGGAGCGACACCAGGAAGUGCAACAGAAACGACAUGGCUGUGCCAGUGUGGAGAGUCAGUGAUUACAGACUGGGAAAAUGUUAUUUUAGCAUAAAGUGCAGAAGACUAAUGUGUUACGGUUUCAGAAUUGUUUCCAAAUAUCUACCUUAUGGGAAUAAAAAUAAUAUUUGGUUAAAGAAUUUCUGAUUAUUUGAACGUAAUUUGUUCUUACUUAUAUUUGCAUGUAUUAAUGGAAAAUAUGGCAUGUAAAAUUUUAUAUUUCUAUGCAACAUUAAUAAAACAUCAAUAAAAGGAAUGAAUUUUCAUGAAAUCAUUUCUGUGCCCUAUUUCCUUUGGAAAAGACAGCUUUUUAAUAAAAUCUUCUCUUAACUUAACCUAUACUUAGAUAUUCUUGCUUUUUCCUUAGAAAACAUUACUAUAAAAUCUAAAUUAAAAAUCAGGGACUAUCGCAGCACUGUCUCAUCCUGGCCUGUAUUCCAAUGCUGGAUAUUCAGAUCUAUGUAUGUUGAUAGGUGUUCUCCUCCCUGGAAAAAGGACACCCAAAAUAGAUAUCUUCUGGAAUUUUCCUGAGGCCAUUGGCCACCCACUGAGAAUUUUAAAAUAAUGGCAUUUUCCUGUCAUCUAGCCCUCAAUACAGUAGGCAUGGAAAUAGAAAUUGAAGACAUUUAGCCUAGGAGGUCAGGAAAGGCUUCCUUAAAAGUUUUGUUUGAAAGGUUAAGUAGGGAUUUGCCUGGUCAAGAAAAAUGGGCAGCCGGUGCCCCAGCUCACUAGGCUAAUCCUUCGCCUGCGGCGCCGGCACACGGGGUUCUAGUCCUGGUCGAGGCACCGGAUUCUGUCCCGGUUGCUCCUCUUCCAGGCCAGCUCUCUGCUGUGGCCAGGGAGUGCACUGGAGGAUGGCCCAAGUGCUUGGGCCCUGCACCCCAUGGGAGACCAGGAGAAGCACCUGGCUCUUAGCUUCGGAUCAGCACAGCACGCUGGCCACGGCGGCCAUUGGAGGGUGAACCAACGGCAAAGGAAGACCUUUCUCUCUGUCUCUCUCUCUCACUGUCCACUCUGCCUGUCCAAAAAAAAAAAAAAAAAAAAAGAAAGAAAGAAAAAUGGGGAGGUGGGAAUAGCAUAAGCCCAGGGUCUGUAUCUCCGAGCAGCAGCUGAACAGAGUCCAAGGUGCGGCAGUGGAAAACUAGGCAACCCUGAUUCACCCUCCUCUCAGGCCUCCUGGAGAUGUUAUGCGGGAACACGCGCACAUUCACUCAACACUUCAACAGUGCGGAAAGCUAGUAACAUCCUUGAUCGACCCGCCAGAUUCCAGGAGGCAUUUCCACUAAGCCAAACUUAGAAGAACCUGAAAGGAGGAAAUUCAGAAAGAAAAGUCAAUAGGAAGUUCCCAUUUCCACCCCCUCUCCCUGCGUACCCUUUUUGUGGAAAGUAAGCCCACAGACACAGAAAUUGGGAGGAGAGGAUUUAGUUUAUAAAACGUGGACCGGCACUGUGGCACAGUGGGUUAAGCUGCAGCCUGCAGUGCCAGCAUCUCAUAUGGGUGUCGGUUCGUGUCCUGGCUGCUCCACUUCUGCUCCCUGCUAGUGCACCUGGGAAAGCAGCGGAACGUGGCUCAAGUUCCUGGGCCCCUGCCACCCACAUGGGAGACCCAGAA
Molecule: messenger RNA, 4536 nt
Organism: Oryctolagus cuniculus (rabbit)
Lineage: Eukaryota; Metazoa; Chordata; Mammalia; Lagomorpha; Leporidae
Gene: SAXO2
Product: stabilizer of axonemal microtubules 2
Cellular component (GO): centriole; cytoskeleton; ciliary basal body
Molecular function (GO): microtubule binding
Source: RefSeq, a predicted model, not a curated record